GGUACAGGCUCUGCUGCUUAAAUACCCUGAUACAGCGAUAUUUAAUACGUAUGCAUGUUGAACGUUGGGUUGAAUGUGGGACCCGGUCUUUGGCUGGGGUCCGCCCUCCCGCACGUUGGGGAUGUCGCAAAUGGUGCCUGCGCCUGAGAAGCCCCCGAGGAAAGCUCGGCCUCAGCCCAAGCUUACGCGAAAGGAAAGCCCCCACGAUGUCAAGCACUUCUUCUGCCGAGCGACUCACGCCCCCAAACAGCACGGGUUCACUACAGCCCUCCACGGAGGGAAGGCAAGGCGCUUAGGGCGCAGGGAGAGGGAGAGGGAGAGGGAGAGGGAGAGGGAGAGGGAGAGGGAGAGGGAAAGAGGGAAAGAGGGAAAGAGGGAGAGGAAGAGGUCUGGAAGUCUGUUGGGAGUGCGGGUUUUGGUGCAGUGGUCAGCCCCUCAUGAAAACUUAGCCUACAUGCUAGCAGCUUUUUUUUCUCUGCCGCUGCUGGUGUUGGGUACGGUGUUUAUCAACGCCUUCCUGGUGCUCUACAACGGCGCCAACGAGUCCCGGCUGCACUGGCCCGCCUCCCGCGCCGCCUGGGUGUCUGCCUGCAUCGCCGGCGGCGCCUGCCUGCUGACGGUGCUGGUGGCCAUGCCGCUGGUGCGCCGCCGCGUGCUGCUGCGCCAGGCGCUGGUGAGGGACCUGGCGCUGAGGCGGCGGCAGCAGCUGGCAUACUACGUCACUCGCGCGAGCAAUGCCGGCAAGGACACGCCGGCGCCCACGCCCGCGCCCGGACGCAGCCUGGGUCCGUACGGCAGCGACAGCGGCCCCGUGCCCAGCGCCCAGCACGCCGCCAGAUCCAGAUCCAGCACGGCCGGCGCCCUGGGAGGAACGCGAGGGGCCACAGGCGGCGGCGGCGGCCACGGUGGUGGGUUAGUGGAUGGCGGCGCCGACUCGCCGGCACAAGGGUUUGCGAGGCACGCCGACCUGGGGCCGACGGCGGCUGCGAUGGGAAUGGGGGCCGCAGGCGCGGCGUUCCCGCUGGCUGCGGGCAUGGACCCAGGCUUGCUGCGGCCAGUGCCGGCGCCGUCGGGCCACCAGCAACAUUCAAGCCAGCCUCCCUCUGGAGGAGGUGCAGGAGGAGGUUUGGGAGGAGGCGUGCCGCCGCCGAUGGAGCGGCAGACGUCGGGCGGCCUGCGGCGCAGUGACACGUCCUCAGCCUAUGCUGCGGCGCCCCCGCCCCCGCAGCAGCAGCAGGCGGCAGGCGCUGGCGCGGCAGGCGAUGCCGGCAUGCAGGCCGGUACCGGCGACGGCCCGGCGAUGAUGUCUCCGCUGCUGUCGCCCUACCACCCCCAGCACCAACAAGCCCCGCCGAUGCUCCCAGCGGCCACCGCCGCAGCCGCAGCCGGCAGUCGAUACGACUCCACGAGAUCGCUGCUGCCCGUGCGCGGCGGUGACGGCGUGGCGGCGGCGGCAGCGGGGCCGGGAACCGGCGGCGGCGGCGACAGCGCUGCCUCGGAGCGGCUGGGACCGCAGGCGCUGCAUCUGCCGCAGCAGCAGUCGCAGCCGUACGCACGGCUGGCGCCCGACCUGGUGCGGGUGACCUCCACAGGCCGGACCUCCUCCACCGUCACCACCGCCACCACCACCCACAGCGGCGGCAUCACGCCGCCCCAGUUCCAGCAGCCGUCGCAGCUGUCCUCGGCCCAGCACUCGUCCGCACACACGAAGCUCACGGCGGGGGGCGGCGGCGGGCCGCUCGGGCCUCAGGGGCCGCUGUCGCUGCAGCUGCAGGGCAGCACGCACAGUAGCAACGGCCGCGACAACGGCGGCGACACCAGCAGCGCCGCCUCUGGCGGCGCCGCGGCCGGGGCCAUCGGCGGCGGCGGCGGCGGCUCGGUUGAGAUGGUGGCACAGCCUGCUGCUGCUGCUGCUGGCGUAGGGGGAGAGGGUCAGCAGCAGGUACAGGCGGCGGCGGCUGAGGCGGGCCGCACUGUGCCGAUUGCGGCAGACGAGGGCGCUGCUGGUGCAGGGGCCACAGCUGGUGUGGCGGUCACCGCCGUGACUGGUGCCGUCGGGGCAGAGGCGCAGGCGGAGCAGCUGCAGCAGCAGGCGCAACAGGCGUGGGCCGGCCCGCAGCAGCAGCAGCAGCAGUGGCCCCAGCAAGCCCAAUGGAGCCAGCCACAGCAGCAGCAGGCGUGGGGCAACCUGCAGCAGCAGUGGAACGCCCAACAACAGCAGGCUUGGGGUGGGCAGCAGCAGCAGCAACAGCAGCAGCAGUGGAAUAAUCAGGAGCAGUGGCGGGGCCAGCAGCAGGCGUGGGGCAACCAGCCACAGCAGCAGCAGCCACAACAGUGGAGUCAGCAGCAGCAGUGGAACCAGCAGCAGCAGCAGUGGGGCCAGCAACAAUGGAACCAGCAGCAAAAUCAAUGGGCGGCCGCACAACCACAGCAGCAGAUGCAACAGCAACGCUGGAUGCAGGGCCAGCAACCCCAGCUGCAGCAGCAACAGCGCAAUAACGGGGCGACACAGCAGGCGCAGGCACAACCGCAGCAGCAGUGGGGUGGCCAGAACCCGUACUGGCAGCAGCAGCAACAGCCGCCGUUGCAGCAACAGCAAUACGGCCAGCAGGGUAACCACUUGAGCCGAGCCGCAUACCAGGCGCAACCGCAGCAGCCGCAACAGCAGCGGGGCUGGGGUCCCGGCGCACCCGCGGGCGGCGGCGCCGUCGCGUUCCGGCCGCCGCAGGCGGCCGUGCCGCCACAGCAGCAGCAGUGGGGCGGCGGCGGCGGCAUGGGUGUCGGCGGCAUGCCUCUGCAGCGGCCGCAACCGCCACGCUUCGGAGGGGCUGGUGCUGGUGCCGGUGCAGGCGGUUACUACAAUCCGCAAGCCGGGGCGGUGUCGUACGGCGGCGGUGGUGGCGGCGGCUUUGUGGCGCUGCCGGCGGGGCCCCAGGUGUCCGGCCGUUACGCCCACGGCGCCCCGGGGCCCAUUGCGGAGGCCACGGCGCGGCGGCGGAGCAUGGGCGACAGCGCGGGGCAGGAGGGGCCGGUAGAGGAGAUUCAGUGGGUAGAGGCUGAGGGCACGGAGGGCAGGGGCCGAGGAGUGGGGCCGCAGGAGGAGAUGGAGCCGCAGGAGGAGAUGGAGCCGCAGGCGGCGGCAGCGCACGCACCGUUGCCGCCGCCGCCGCCGCCGCCGCCGCCCGGCCAGCAGCACAAGUCGCUAACGGCGGCGGUGCUGGGCGGUGCGGCGGUGGUGGCGGCACGCGCCCGAGUCCUUGAGCGGGAGACCGUCGUGGAUGCUGCGGCAGGGAGCAGCGAUGGCCACGGCGAGGGCUGGGGCGGCGGCCGCGGCGGCGGCGGCGCGGGCGGCGGUUGGGAUGACAGCCGCCACGACCACCCUUUGUCGUCCGCGCCGCACCCGCACGUGUUUGAUGACGCGGAGUACGACCAGCGCUCUGACGACCACGUGCCGUUGGACCCGCUGCACGGCGGCAGCUCUGCCAAUGCCGGCGGCGGGGUCAUGCCCGCCCCGUCCAUGGGCCGCGGCAGCGGUAGCGCAGGCGGCGGCGGCGGCGGCAUGGGCUCACGCGCGUCACGGUCGUACGCGGCGGCGGCGGCGGCGGCGCAGUACGGCUUCCACAUGCCCUUCAGCCACCACAGCCACAGCGCGGCGCAGCACGGGGCGGGCACGGACGGCGGCGGCGGUGGCGGCGGUGGCGUGGAGGCGGGUGACGGCUCGGGGCAGGGUCUGCCGCCGGGUGCGGCCGCGGGCACGCACUGGCAGAAGACCUUUGACCAGCUCAAGGCUGUGGUGAUGCGCGGCGCCAACGACGACGCCUUCCACGCGGAGGUGCUGGCGAAGGAUGAGGUGGCGGCGGGCAUGCACGCGCGCGCCGAGGUGUUCGACCCCGCCACAGAGCACGCCUUCAAGUACCUGCAGGUGGUGACGGCUGUGUGCGACUCGUUCAGCCACGGCGCCAACGACGUGGCCAACAGUGUGGGACCGCUGGCGGCCAUUUGGUACAUCUACCGCUUCCACAGGAUCGACUACCAGGCCGAUGUUCCCAUUUGGAUCCUGGCCCUUGGCGGCGCCGGCAUUGUGGUCGGACUGGCCUGCUACGGCUACAACAUCAUCCGCGCCAUCGGCUUGCGGCUGUCCGUGAUCACGCCCAGCCGCGGCUUCUGUAUCGAGCUGUCCACCGCAUUGGUGGUGGUGGUGGCUAGCAAGUUCGGACUGCCCAUCUCAACCACACACUGCCAGGUGGGCGCCACCGCCGCCAUUGGUCUGAUGGAGGGAAGCGCCGACAUCAACUGGAAGCUGUCGUUCUGGGCUGGCUGGUCACCAUCCUGAUCACGGGGCUGCUGAGUGCGGCGCUGUUCGCGGCGGGCGCCUACUCGCCCAGCAUCACGCAGGAGAACGCCAUCAGCAAAUACGAGGACAUGAUCCGCAGCGUGGCGCAGGAGUCUGGAUGCAGGAGGGCAACAGCACCAACACGCGGCCUGUACAGCACAUGGAUCCCGACGAGCUGACGGAGUACCUCAGCGACACCGUACAGACGUACGUUAACAACAGCCUGCCGUACAUUGGCGGCAUGGCGGCCAAGGGCAUUGUACUGCCCCGCCCGCCGCGGCGGCGGUACGGGCGGUGAUACUCUGAGGGUCUGUUCGUAUGGAUGACAUGACACGUUGCCGUACUGGCGUACUCGGUGUGGCGGCAUAUACUUGACGUGUAUACGGCAUUGGGCUUGCAGUGAGUAGUAUCCAUGGUUUUCGGGUUGGUCUGCGCGUGCAAACGGGUACAGUCCUGAGACCUGCGAGGUGAAAUAGGCUGCUGCAUUAGCCCUCCAGGGGCUUAGAUGACAUAUUCCACCAACGGUGGGAAAGGCUAGCAGAUUGGGGAAUAUCAGUCCGGACCAUGUUGUAGCACGAAAGCAGACUACCGUACUGAUAAGCAUGUGUUGAUGAAGAUGCGUGGGCACAAGCCUACGUGCCUGCGCAACCUGCCGGCAAUUCGGGCGAAGCGCAGGCGUUAAUAAUAAUAAUAAUUCAAACGCCGGCCCAUAGGGCCUGGCGUGGAUUAUCGGGGUAAGGUGGCUAGGGCGAGGAGGCCCAUCCCCCUCGCGCUGCCGCCUCACCACGCACUCCGAGGAGGCGUGGGGGAGCCGUGGCUCACCCACCUCUCGGUUUGAGUUCCUGCUCGGUUACUCGG
Messenger RNA from Chlamydomonas reinhardtii, 5191 nucleotides. RefSeq lists its product as uncharacterized. NCBI's taxonomy places the organism in Eukaryota, Viridiplantae, Chlorophyta, Chlorophyceae, Chlamydomonadales, Chlamydomonadaceae. The coding region runs from base 455 to 4333 and encodes 1292 amino acids. Gene Ontology annotation, cellular component: membrane. The transcript has 14 exons. Gene Ontology annotation, molecular function: phosphate transmembrane transporter activity. The record is from RefSeq and is a predicted model, not a curated record. Gene Ontology annotation, biological process: phosphate ion transmembrane transport.